Messenger RNA from Tarenaya hassleriana, 2260 nucleotides. RefSeq lists its product as uncharacterized. The transcript has 5 exons. Gene Ontology annotation, biological process: lipid catabolic process. The coding region runs from base 809 to 2161 and encodes 450 amino acids. The record is from RefSeq and is a predicted model, not a curated record. NCBI's taxonomy places the organism in Eukaryota, Viridiplantae, Streptophyta, Magnoliopsida, Brassicales, Cleomaceae.
AUUUUCCCCUUUUUUCAGUGUGUUCAACGUUUUGAAAAAGGGAAAAAAAAUCCAGGAAGAAAGAGACAGGUGAACACAAAGAAAGAACCAAACACGAUUCGUUUUUUUCUUCUUUCAAAAAUAUAAAAAAUUAACCUGGAAAAUGGUCUCUCUCUCUCUCUCUGCUCAAGGGGUCUCUUUAGAAUUUCAUUAGAAUUGUUGAAGCUUCGACAUUUGCAUCAACAGAUUACCGAAGACAUCUGUGUUCUUUAAUCUGUGUACUUUGACUGCUUGUCCUAAUCAUCAUAAGCCAACCUUUCUUCCUCCUCCUGGAGAUUCUCUCUCCUGGUUUCUUCUUCAUAUCCUUUUUAUCUCAGAUGUUCUGUUCGCAAAGCAAUCCUUCCGUGUCGAAUCCUUUUCCCUUUCUUCUUCUUUCCCCUUUUCUAUAUUUGACAAGUCUCUCCUCUUUGAUCACACUUUAACCCUCUCCUCUCCCCAACCGCGUUUUCUCGUUCUCUCCCAACCUCCUCCGUCGUCGCUUCCCCAUUCUUCACUUUGGAAAAUUCCAUCUCUUUCAUCUCUAUCGGAGAUACCCAUCAAAACCCGUUUCCCAGAUUCCCUCUUCUUCGAUUUUGACUCUUCAAGUCUCUCUUUUUUUUUUUUUGCAGACUCCAUCUCUAAGCUCCGGCGUCACGCAUCUGAACUCUACUCAAAUCCGAUCGAUUCUUGAAACCCUUGUUUUCACUUCGUGAAUCCAUCGAUCUCCGGCAGUCAAAAUCUCAGCUUUCGUCCUGAUUUUAGCUCAUGAUUUUUUGAUUAUUUGAGGUCAAUGUCGGUUGCUUGUGGGCUAGAGUGCGUGUUCUGCGUUGGGUUUACACGUUGGGCGUGGAAACGCUGCACCCACGUCGGCUCCGACGAUAGCGCCACGUGGCCGGCGGCGACCGCCGAGGAGUUCGAGCCCGUCCCUCGCAUUUGCCGCGCGAUUCUCGCCGUCUACGAGCCAGAUCUCCGAAACCCUAAAAUCCCACCUUCCAUCGGAGCAUUCGAUCUAAACCCUGAUUGGGUCCUGAAACGUGUGAGCCGCGAGGAGACGCAAGGCCGGUCUCCUCCUUACAUAAUCUACGUCGACCACACCCACCGGGAGAUCGUCUUGGCGAUUCGAGGGCUAAACCUCGCGAAAGAGAGCGAUUACAAGAUCCUGCUGGAUAAUCGGCUAGGGAAGAAGAUGCUGGGAGGUGGGUAUGUUCAUCACGGGCUGUUGAAGUCGGCGGCUUGGGUUUUGAAUCAGGAAUCGGAGACGCUGAGGCGAGUUUGGGAGGAGAAUGGGAGAGAUUACAAGAUGGUGUUUGCGGGUCACUCUCUUGGGUCUGGUGUCGCGUCGUUAAUGGCGGUUCUGGCGGUGAACGACCCGGAGAGGCUCGGCGGAAUUCCCCGAAGCAAGAUCCGGUGCUUUGCCGUGGCUCCGGCGAGGUGUAUGUCUCUCAAUCUGGCCGUCAAAUACGCCGAUAUCAUCUACUCCAUCAUCUUGCAGGACGAUUUUUUGCCAAGAACAGCGACACCCUUGGAAGAUAUUUUCAAGUCGAUAUUCUGCUUGCCAUGCCUGUUGUUCUUAGUGUGUUUGAGAGAUACGUUUAUACCAGAGGGUCGAAAGCUAAGAGAUCCUCGGAGACUCUACGCCCCGGGACGGAUUUAUCAUGUCGUGGAGCGCAAGUUUUGCAGGUGCGGGAGGUUUCCGCCGGAGGUGAGAACAGCGAUACCGGUGGACGGGAGGUUCGAGCAUAUAGUGUUAUCGUGCAACGCGACAUCGGACCAUGCGAUACUGUGGAUAGAGAGGGAGACGGAGAAGGCAGCGAAGGUGAUGAGGGAGAAGGAGACGGUGAGGGAGGCGCCCAAGGUGAAGAGGAUGGAGAGGAAGAAGACGAUAGAGAGAGAGCACAAAGACGCGCUGGAGAGAGCGGUGAGCCUCAACAUUCCACACGCAGUCGCUUCCUCUGCCGAAGAAGACGAUGGUGGAGAAACAGAGACGACGGCAGGCGGAGGAGGAGGGUCGGGGAAGAAGGCGAAUUGGGACCAAGUGGUGGAGAAGCUCUUCAAGAGGAGCGACUCUGGUGAGCUCGUCCUCGACAAUCGGAUUGAUGAUGAUCAUCGUCUUGUUGUUGCUGUUGACCCUCCACAAAGAUAGUGUUGUAAAGCACUGUGAUUGCGUGCAUCUUUCUUUGGUUCCAUAUACCAAGAAUAUUAAGAUUUCUUCUUAUAAACAGACAAAAACACGUUAAAAACA